Phyllostomus discolor (pale spear-nosed bat) is the source of this 743-nucleotide messenger RNA. Its product is annotated as testis-specific Y-encoded protein 1-like. The record is from RefSeq and is a predicted model, not a curated record. The transcript is spliced from 5 exons. The coding region runs from base 12 to 743 and encodes 243 amino acids. Gene Ontology annotation, cellular component: chromatin; nucleus. Gene Ontology annotation, molecular function: histone binding; chromatin binding. Lineage: Eukaryota; Metazoa; Chordata; Mammalia; Chiroptera; Phyllostomidae. Gene Ontology annotation, biological process: nucleosome assembly.
AGGCUGACAGAAUGUGGGUAAGGGCGGUGUCGCGGGCCAGCUGCCCAGCCGCGGAGCCUGCAAACAUGGCGAGUGCGGCUGUGCACGCAAUCAGCGGUGCAUCGUGCGCUACUGGGGUGACCAUGGCACCCGCCAAGGCCCUCCAGGUGGUGGAAGUGGGGCCGGGGGACAAGAAGCUGACCGCAGAAGAGGCCCCAGUAAGGGCAGAGGAGAAGCCAGGUGGGAGCAGCGCGCGGCCACCCCUGGAGGCGCUGGCGGCCCUGCAGUGCCAGCUGAGGGCCGAGAGCGCCCGAGGCCACAGGGUCUACCUUGGUGUGAAGCUGGCCUCGGCCGAGCGGCGGAAGCCCAUUCUAGAGCGUAGGCGGAGCAUCAUCCAGUGCAUCCCUGGUUUCUGGGCCAAAGCCAUUCGGAACCACCCCCAGAUAUCAGACAUCAUCAGUGAGCAAGAUGAAGACAUGCUUGAGUACUUGGUCACUUCUGGAGGCUAUCGGGCCACUCGUUCGACCGUGGUCCACUGGUUCUGGGACUACGAACGGGGGGCGCCCAGCCGCAGGCUUGACACAACCAGCGUCAACCUCUUCAACUGGCUGUCAGAGCACAGUCUUCCAGGCUCGGGCAAGAUUGCUGAGGCUGAGGGUGGGGACAGUACUGGAGUUUUUGAGCUGGAGGACCGCAGGCUGGUGGUCGAGGGGAGGUCAGGGGACGCAGUGCUGGUGGAAGCGGACUGGGGGGCCUUGGAGUAG